Messenger RNA from Aspergillus sclerotioniger CBS 115572, 1098 nucleotides. RefSeq lists its product as uncharacterized. NCBI's taxonomy places the organism in Eukaryota, Fungi, Ascomycota, Eurotiomycetes, Eurotiales, Aspergillaceae. The record is from RefSeq and is a predicted model, not a curated record. The transcript is spliced from 2 exons. The coding region runs from base 1 to 1098 and encodes 365 amino acids.
AUGGCCAUCUCUUCCCUCGUUCGGCGAGGUGUGGAGGCUGUCUCAGACUUCAGCUCUCAGCAGCCUACCCCGAACCAACCCACCAUCCAUUUCGCUGGAUGGUUGUCCGCUCUUUUCGUCUUCACGGUCCUGGCAUUUAUUGCCAUCGGCUUUUCGGUGGAGUACACUUACGGAAUGCUGGUUCCGACCCUCGCCGCUAUUGAAGACUCCAACCCCGAUAUCUACGUCCGUAUCGAUACCAACUUUGAUGCCAACAAGCCCGUCGAUGCAAACGAGCCCGAUGCCGACCCUGAGAUUGAAGCUCCCCGGCCCCAACCCGUCACCAGCAAACUCCGUACCACCAUUCAGCACCUACGCAAUCGUGCCGGCUUCCUGUCCCGCUUCCGCGGCCUGAGCAUGCUCACCACUUACGGCCUCGCGCAAGUAAUGGUGCUCUCGAUCAUGCCUUUCUCGAUCGAUGCUUUCCUGUCUCAGUUUUUCGUCAGCAUGAUCACCAGCGUUCUCUUGGCCAACCUCCAGUUGGCGUGGGUUCACAUUGUCAUUUCCGAGCCUUCUCCCAAGCGUUUCUACCAGCGGAUCCCCGGCUUUGAUGCCUGGAAGAAGAUUGCUCCGGUUGUUGCUUUUGAACACACCGUUACUGCUGCCUCCUACUACAUCCCCCUUGCGCUGACCAGUGCCUGCGGUGGCUUCAAAGGUGCCGAGAACCCGGCUGACGGUGAUGCCCCGGCUAAGACUAUUGCGAGCGCUGCUACUCUUGUCGCCCUACCUGCUCUACUUUCUUUUGUGGUGUCCAUCCCGGCCCGGGCUAUCUUCAUCCGCGUGGCUGCGUCUAUGCUUCCUGAAGAGGAUGAGUCUAUUGUGCCUUUCGACCGUUCCUUUGGCGGCAAGGUCUCCCCUGCCAUUGUGGGAGGCAGUGGCAAGCUGAGCAUCACGGAUGCUUGGAAGACCUUUGAUCGGCCUGCCCUAACGCGCUUUGUCAAGGCCAUCGCCAAGGGCUUCGCCAUCGAGGUUGCGGUGGUUGUGCUUUUCAGCACGCUGCUGAUCGCCCAGAUUUGGGCCGGUGCAGUGACCUACGGCUUCGCUGGAAACAGCGCCUAA